This is a messenger RNA of Astyanax mexicanus (Mexican tetra), 3751 nucleotides long. It is a transcript of the gene dpp9, whose product is annotated as dipeptidyl-peptidase 9. The record is from RefSeq and is a predicted model, not a curated record. Lineage: Eukaryota; Metazoa; Chordata; Actinopteri; Characiformes; Acestrorhamphidae. Bases 210 to 2867 code for a protein of 885 amino acids. Gene Ontology annotation, biological process: proteolysis. The transcript is spliced from 21 exons. Gene Ontology annotation, molecular function: dipeptidyl-peptidase activity; serine-type peptidase activity.
GUAAAGCCCUCCGCCCGGAAUCGAGCAUGUCGGUGAUGUCCGUUCCUGUUUUCGUGAGCAACUGCUGACUGUCGCUUUGUGUUGCUCACGGGCUAUGGAGGCCGUUUUUAACAGCAAAAUCGCUUAAAGAAUCAACAGGUCGACAGAUGAGAGACACUCUAUAAGGGUUUACCUCUUGCAAGAUCUAGUGGAGGCUUGUGUGCCGGUUAAUGUAUAGAGUAAAAAGGGUGAAACUUGAAGACGAAACAGAAGGAAGUUGGAAAAGUUUAGCAGCUGUCAAGAUGACUGCAGUAGAUGACCUUUCAGACAGCACUGAAGUGGUGGAGAUGGAAGACGUGUCCUCCCAGUUCUUUGUGGAGAAGCACUCCUGGGAUGGCUUGCGCGAAAUCAUCCACGGAAGUCGGAAGUACUCCGGAAUGAUCAUCAACAAGGCACCCCACGACUUCCAGUUUGUACAGAAACAUGAUGAUUCAGGCCCUCAUUCUCAUCGCCUGUACUAUCUUGGUAUGCCCUAUGGGAGCAGGGAAAACUCAUUACUGUACUCAGAAAUUCCAAAGAAGAUCAGGAAAGAAGCUCUUCUGGUUCUGUCCUGGAAGCAGAUGUUGGAUCACUUUCAGGCGACUCCUCAUCACGGCGUGUACUCUCGGGAGGAGGAGCUCCUGCGCGAGCGGAAACGCCUCGGCGUGUUCGGCAUCACGUCCUAUGACUAUCAUGCGCAAAGCGGCCUUUUCCUUUUUCAAGCUAGCAACAGCCUUUUCUAUUGUCAUGAUGGUGGACAUAAUGGCUUCAUUCAGGCCGCACCCAUGAAGCCCGUGGAGAUUAAAACUCAGUGCUCAGGGAUUCGCAUGGACCCCAAGAUAUGUCCCGGAGACCCCAACUUCAUAGCCUUCAUCAACAACAAUGACCUGUGGGUGACCAACAUCGAAUCCGGAGGGGAACGGAGGCUGACCUUCUGUCAUAAAGGCUUGAAUAAUGUAAAGGAUGACCCAAAGUCAGCUGGUGUCGCGACCUUUGUGAUUCAGGAGGAGUUUGAUCGUUUCACUGGAUACUGGUGGUGUCCAGCAGUUUCAGAAGGUGCAGAUGGAGGAAAGACCCUGCAGCUGCUGUAUGAAGAAGUGGAUGAGUCGGAGGUAGAGAUCAUUCACGUUCCUUCACCAGCCCUGGAGGAGCGCAAAGCUGAUGUAUAUAGAUACCCACGCACCGGGAGUAAAAACCCACAGAUCAGUCUGAAACUGGCUGAAAUUCAAACAGAUGAAGAUGGUGAGGUUACAAGCGCACAGACCAAGGAGCUCGUUCUGCCUUUCAAAACACUGUUCCCUGGGGUGGAGUACAUCACGCGGGCUGGCUGGACAAAAGACGGCAAAUACGCAUGGGCAGUGUUUCUGGACCGCAGUCAACAGAAGCUGCAGCUGGUUCUCCUACCCCCUGCGUUAUUUCUCCCGGUGGGUGUGGAAGAUCCACAGUGGGAGGAGCAUGUGGCUGCCAUGCCUGAGGGAGUGCAGCCCUUCGUCAUCUACGAGGAGGUGACGGAUAUCUGGAUCAAUGUCCACGAUAUCUUCUACCCUUUCGUCCAAACAAGUAACGACGAGAUUAGCUUCCUGUGGGUGAACGAAUCAAAAACGGGCUUCUGCCAUUUGUACAAAAUCACAAGCCUUCUACAGCCAGGUUGCCAGCAGUGGACUAAAGACUACACUCCCUCUGAUGACGAUUUCAAAUGUUCAGUAAAGGAGGAGGUGACCUUAACCAGUGGAGAGUGGGAGGUGCUUGCUAGGCAUGGGUCCAAGAUCUGGGUAAAUGAAGAAACGAAGCUGGUGUAUUUCCAGGGGACAAAAGACACGCCCCUGGAGCAUCACUUAUACGUGGUUAGCUACGACUCACCGGGAGAUAUCGUCCGAUUGACAAAGCCAGGCUUUUCACACAGUUGCUCUGUAAGCCAGAACUUCGACAUGUUCAUCAGCCACUAUAGCAACGUGAGCACUCCUCCCUUCGUUCACGUCUACAAGCUGGUUGGUUCAGACAGCGACCCUUUGCACAAAGAGCCAGAGUUCUGGGCCAGCAUGAUGGAGGCAGCAGGAUGCCCAGCAGAUUAUGUUCCACCCGAGAUAUUUAGUUUCCCUGCAAAGUCAGGCUUUGAUCUGUAUGGAAUGCUGUACAAACCACACAACUUGAAACCGGGCAAAAAACACCCAGCCAUACUGUUCGUGUAUGGUGGUCCACAGGUGCAGUUAGUGAACAACUCUUACAAAGGAGUGAAGUAUUUGCGUCUGAACACACUAGCAUCUCUAGGUUAUGCCGUGGUCGUUAUCGAUGGAAGAGGCUCGUGCCAGAGGGGUCUGAAGUUUGAAGGGGCUCUAAAAAACAAAAUGGGUCAGGUGGAGAUUGAGGACCAAGUGGAGGGUCUUCAGUAUGUGGCUGACAAGUACAAGUUUAUAGACUUAAGUCGUGUGGCCAUUCAUGGCUGGUCUUACGGAGGAUUUCUCUCCCUCAUGGGACUCAUUCAUAGGCCGAAUGUGUUCAAGGUGGCCGUAGCCGGAGCUCCUGUAACAGUGUGGAUGGCUUAUGACACUGGCUAUACUGAACGCUACAUGGACGUGCCUGAAAACAACCUGCAGGGCUAUGAAGCGGGUUCUGUGGCCUUGCAUGUGGACAAGCUACCGAAUGAGCCAAACCGGUUAUUAAUCUUACAUGGGUUCCUUGAUGAGAAUGUGCACUUUUUCCACACCAACUUCCUGGUGUCUCAGCUUAUCCGUGCAGGGAAGCCAUAUCAGCUACAGAUCUAUCCCAACGAGAGGCACAGCAUCCGCUGCCCCGAGUCCGGCGAGCACUACGAGAUCAUGCUGCUAUAUUUCCUCCAGCAGAAUCUCUGAUGAGGGCUGCACUUUGUUUUGGGACGGUCUUCAACCUCCGGCCACCCUCCACCCGUCAUCCAAUCACACAACCCCCACCGCCUUCGAGCAGCCAUGACGUAAACAGCUCAGGGCAGCGCUCUUCUCUCUAGCCUUUUUGCUUGUCUGUUCUCCCUCCUCUGGAAACGUCUUUUUUGCUACAGCCUGGAACAGACUUUUCGCGAAUGCGUUCAGUGUCGAGCAUGUCAGCAGAGUUUUAACAGGUUUGAUGAAAGGACAGACGCACCCGAGACGCGGGGUGCGAGCGGCACGCAGUACUUUCAACUAAAGGAACUUUGUAGCUCAUGAACUUCUAAGCAGUUUUCUGUUUGUUUUGGGUCACUUUCUUCGUGCCACGUCUAGCUAAUGCUUCUUUUCCUCCUGACCCCCGAAUCCCAACACUGACUACGUUGCCAAAAUGUCUCGUUUAUUUUGUUUUUUUUUUCUUUUUAAAAUUUCCCGCUAGUGGCUUAACAGACGUAUAUUGAGCCGUUCUCUCGUUCUCCCACCCCCCUACCCUUUUCCCCCCUUCCAUGUUCACGUACAGAAAUGCUCUUAUCUCCCUCCCUCUGGUUAACAGAUCAUUUUAACUUAAAGCAAGCUUUUUCUAUUGUGCAAGUACAACAGUUUGUGCUCACGUGCAACCUGGAUUACAACACGUCACCUUGUCAGCCGCGGGUUGCGGCUCUUGCAUAAAGACACCUCACACUACUACCUGCAAUUCAUAUUUUAAGUGUGUAUUAUUAAAGGAACAUAUUUUUUAUGAAUUCCAAUUCUUUUUAUAAGUGGUGUGAUGUGUAGAAACUCAUUAAAUGACUGUGAUUCCGUGGUGUUUUAACUAGGUGGCUACAGUCUACAGUUGCGUA